Eruca vesicaria subsp. sativa (arugula) is the source of this 436-nucleotide messenger RNA. The record is from the annotation of a GenBank genome assembly. NCBI's taxonomy places the organism in Eukaryota, Viridiplantae, Streptophyta, Magnoliopsida, Brassicales, Brassicaceae.
AAAAUAAAUCAGGAAACACAAACAGUUUCUUACAUAUACAUGAUGAACAACAACAAGAGCACUAUGAAGAUGAGUUCGGCACAAGGAAGUGGUAAUGUUACUACUAACAUCGUUAUUACAGAGAAGAGGAAUAAGAAGGUAGAGAGGAAGGCAUCAAUGGACGUAGACCAGUGCGCAGAAGCUUUCAUCACAAAUUUCAGAAAGCAGCUUCUUCUCCAGCGUCUCGAAUCCAUCGAAAAUAUGCUAUCCCGUGGCCUUUAAAACUAGUUAUCAAUACACACUUGUAUGUAUGUAUAUAUUAUUACUUGUGUAUUAUUUUACAUACUUCCUCCAUCUCAUAAGUUUUGAUGUUUUAGACGGUUUUUACUGUUUUAAAAUGUAAGACAUUAUGAUAUUUCUAUAGUAAUUUUAAUUUUAUUGAAAAUUGUUUGAUCCG